UACAACUUUUGCAUCAACCCCAUCAGCCCGCUUGGCCGCCAGAAUCUUCUUCUCAGACACGUCAACGACAGGUGUGGACAGCUCACUCUUCUCAGCUGAUCAUUCUUUUGGCCUCCCGCUUACGGAUCGCGGCUCAGGAACCCUCGAGACCGUCUGCUCUUCUAUGUCCCAAACAUACUAGCGCAUUCCUUCGCAGUCACUACCAUCCUUGCAAGCCGCCUCUGUUUGACAACAGGUAUCCAUGUCAUAGAAGGCUCCCCCGCUCUGACACGUCGCAUUCCCUUACAUACAUCAUGGCCGACCUCGCUCGCGAAGAAGCCGAGCGUUACUUUUCCUCUCGAGACCAUACAGUUUCUCAUCCUGAAGAUAGAGACAACGAUUCAGAACGCUCUUUUGAAGAUCGAGCCGACUCUCCUGAAGACGGCUAUCAUCCUGACCCCGGGACAGACGACGACGACGUUGCAAAUAUGGCCACGAUGACCGCUACCAGAACGAGCUACCAUCUGCCUUCACAGGUGCAUUACGCCAAUACAGGACCCAAGGGAGUCAUUGCCGACGCUCAAUCAUUCGCUCGCGCCAAACAGUCGACCUUCCGCCAGCGACUAGCCAGCUUCGCUGGCAACUUGACCUCGCACAAGCCCUCCGGCACCGUUACAGAAAAAGCCGACAAGAGGAAAAGUCGCUUCGGCACAUCACCCAAAUCCAAUUCUUCCGACUCGGAAAUCCUCGCCCUAUCAGACGACGAAGCCGAUCCAGAAUUCAUGAACACAUGGCGUGCAAAUCGGGUAGCCGAGCUAUCUUCCCAGUCACAGUCGGCGUAUAACUCCCAGAGAAAGCAAUCCCCCAGCCAACGUACAUGGGGCACUUUCUCCGAAGUCGAUGCCACCGGCUAUCUCGAUGCUAUUGAGAAGGUGUCAGACGAUACCGUCGUAGUGGUCAUGAUCCACGACCCGUCGUCCUCGGCAAGCGCACAGGUCGAAGAUGAGCUGAGCACUCUCGCCUACAAGCACAACAAGACGCGCUUCGUACGGCUAAAUCACGAGAUCGCGGAGAUGGAAACCAUCGAGGUCCCCGCCGUGUUGGCCUACAGGGGUGGCGACGUUUUCGCCACGAUAUCUGGUGCAAGGGCCGAGGGACUGGAAGGUGUUCUAUUACAAAAUCGUGUCCUAUGACGAUAUGAUCCCUUUGUCCGGCUUUGGAAUGAAAAUUCUUCGUUCUCAGAUACCCCUCGAUCCAUAGCCUGCUUGCUUCUAAUUCGAUAUCUUGUGUUACCACAUCCAAGCAUGCUGUUCAUUCCGCGGCAGUCAAACACCAAUCGCAUUAACGCAAGACACGAGAGCUUACACGGAGGGCUUUCGGAUCGCCAACCCUUCCGUGCGCCGCUUGUACCUCGACGACCACAGACUCAUUAUACCACUUGGAGAAUCCAUGUGUCUCUCCCGCAUCACCUCACUACGCAUAAAUGACACCGGCAGCCACCAGAACCACCGGCCCUAGCAGCGCACUGAAAUUGUCACCUUCUGCUUCGACAAAACACUUAGGGGCGCAAAAUCCCUACCGCGACAGACGAACACUCUGAGCCAGCGGUCAAACAACAGACACUCCAUCUUCUCGUGGGCGACGGCCAGCUUUAGCUUUCAUGGAUUGGCUCCCUACCACCCCAAUCAUUAUGUUCUCCGUAGCCCUCCAGGUAAUGAGCGCGCUGCCUGGCCUUCCUAUCGCCACUUUACCAUUCAGAGCAUGUUGCCACUCAUUGAUCGCUCCGUGCCACUCGCAUGCUGUGCCGAUUCAGCUCGACUAGGAUUGUGCUUGGAUAGCAGUGAGGAGCAGAACGUAUAGAAAACUUUACAUAGUUUCCACCUGGCCAGGGCGAUUGUACGUACCUUGACCCGACCGCGUUGGCUGGCAGAUGGCGCAUAUGGCUGCUAUCUUGGCGCAGAUUGUGCCUUUCACUUAGGCUCCUACAGCUCUGGUAGGAGCUGGUUUAGACGUUACUCGAGCUGGAGCGUGCACGUAUCAAUGGCACCGGAACUGGGAGACCCCAACCUGUUCCAGACAUGUGCUUGAAGGACUUACGAGGUAUCUACACUGCUCUACCCACCUUAGGUGGCCAUAGCCACGACUCACUAUCGCUCUCGAUUGCACUGCAAAGCCUCCACUGGAAGACCUGGAAGUCAAACUCAUAUCUACGGCUCAAGGGUCAGAUGACAAAUUGGAUAGAGCAAAUUGCUGAAAAG
Exophiala xenobiotica is the source of this 2237-nucleotide messenger RNA. RefSeq lists its product as uncharacterized. The record is from RefSeq and is a predicted model, not a curated record. Lineage: Eukaryota; Fungi; Ascomycota; Eurotiomycetes; Chaetothyriales; Herpotrichiellaceae. The transcript is spliced from 2 exons. Bases 294 to 1172 code for a protein of 292 amino acids.